AUGGCAGCCGUACGGUCUUAGACUGCUCUAAUGAUAACGAAGCUGAAACGAACCAUUGAUAUCGACGAUGUUUGCGUCUCUAAACAGCAUUAGCUCAGACGAGAUCAAUACGUUCGAACGUCACCAAAGUUUCUUUGACUGCGCCAACAAGGUUGCCGAGCGGUACGCGCGCCCCGAUCAAAAGAUCGUGUAUUCCCCCGUCAUGGACUCGCUCAAGUCACAAAAAGCCGCCUUGGUCGAGCUCUCUGGUCGUCUCGUCGUCACUGGGCUGACCCAAGCUCUUGCCGAGCCAGGUCCGUUAUGA
Molecule: messenger RNA, 304 nt
Organism: Microbotryum saponariae
Lineage: Eukaryota; Fungi; Basidiomycota; Microbotryomycetes; Microbotryales; Microbotryaceae
Source: the annotation of a GenBank genome assembly